AGGGUCUCCCAAGCUGAGAAGGAGUUUGACGUUUCCGGUUUCCCGGAUGCCCAGCUAAGAGAGGGCAUGCCAGAAGCGCCACCGUCUGGCUCAUUCAAGUCGCUAGGUGGCACAUGUCUCUCUGAAGGUCAGCGACCUGUGGUGAAAGCAUGGCAGGGCCCUGGCAAGGCACUCCAUCCCUGCAUCCGGAUCACAUCUACGGCGUCAAUGUCAUCGAGACCAGUGUCAGGUUGCACAGGACUCCAUGGAUUUCGGACCGAAAGGAUACGUCAACGACUCGCCAUGGAGACUGUCUCAUGCUCUGCACCUACAACGCCAGGACAGUUUCCACCAAGGCCGAUCUUCAAGCGCUUCUCGAAGCUGCAAGGCGCAUUAACUACCACGUAA
Molecule: messenger RNA, 387 nt
Organism: Strongylus vulgaris
Lineage: Eukaryota; Metazoa; Nematoda; Chromadorea; Rhabditida; Strongylidae
Source: the annotation of a GenBank genome assembly